AUGACAACCUACGGCACUAUCCCAGCUUCCUCACUCCCUUCGGCCAACCUUGAAUACCUAUCUCGAGCCAAAGAACGUAUCAAAGAUGGCCUCGGAGCUCGACGUCCAUGGAAACUCAUGUUCAACAUCCACUCCCUCAACUUCCCUCGAACCUUCUCUGAAGCCAUUUCCAGGUUUAGAGCUAACUUAGUUUACUUCCGCAUGAAUUACGCCAUAAUCGUGCUUCUUAUCCUUUUCCUCAGCCUAUUAUGGCAUCCCAUCUCCCUCAUAGUCCUCAUUAUCAUGAUGGCCCUUUGGUUGUUCUUGUACUUCCUACGGGAUGAGCCAUUGGCUAUUUUCAACCGCACGAUCGACGACCUUGUUGUGCUGGUCGUGUUGGGGGUUUCGACCUUUCUGUUCUUGCUGUUGACUGAUGCCACCAGCAAUAUCUUAGUGUCAGUUUUGAUUGGUGCAGUGGUUGUUUUGGUGCACGCUUCGUUGAGGAGGACUGACGAUUUGUAUGAUGAAGAAUCUACUGGCUUGGUGUCUGGACCUUCAUCGUCCUCAUAA
Molecule: messenger RNA, 549 nt
Organism: Gossypium arboreum
Lineage: Eukaryota; Viridiplantae; Streptophyta; Magnoliopsida; Malvales; Malvaceae
Product: PRA1 family protein F2-like
Exons: 1
Coding region: 1-549 (182 amino acids)
Biological process (GO): vesicle-mediated transport
Cellular component (GO): Golgi apparatus; endoplasmic reticulum
Source: RefSeq, a predicted model, not a curated record